UGCAGUCUGCCCGCCAUAUUUGUUAAAAACGUAAACGGAAAAAAGAGAGCGGCAGUUUUUAUCAUAAGUUCUGUCGAAGUACGGUGAGCGAAUCUGUUUUCUAUUUAGUUAUGUGAUUUCGUGUGUAAUUUGAAAAUUUCUAAUCGAUAUAGCCAAAUAGAAGUUUUAUGCAAUGGCUUCGCCAACGGAAUUACAAAGGCCGUUUCGACUUUAUGUGACCCAUGUGGAUGGAGAGGGUCAUUUUCUGAAGAUAAGCGGCCAGCUCGACCAACAGUCUUCGUUAAUGGUGGAGAGCCUAUUCGAAUCGGCUCGCGAAAACUUGGAAAAGGGCAUUGGCGUAGUUCCUCCGGCAGCUAUCCAUGAAGGUGUAAUAUGUGCCGCCAAAUACAAAGAUGGAACAUACUACAGAGCGAAGAUAAUAAACACGACGAAUCUGUCUACCGGUUUAGUGGGCGUGCAUUUCAUAGACUACGGUAACAAAGACAUUAUUUCUCUCAGUGCUAUACGAUUUUUGGACAAGUAUGAUCCGAUGUUUCUUCAGCUUCGGGGCCAGGCGACUGACUACUACCUAAGUCGCAUUAUGCAUCCCUCCGGCCGCUGGGACGAGCCGCUGCUGCUCAAACUUCAAAGCUUGUUGUGUUAUGCAGAAUACCCUGCUACUGUUGAGGGCCAAACCCGCACACUGCCCAUUAUUUCCAUACAAUUCAAGGGAAACGAUUUCUCAACACAUCUUGUUUCGAACAGAUUUGGUAUAGCUGUGCCAGUAGCAAAACAAGAAGUGCUGAUGCUGCAGCCCGUGGGAACUGAGGGCCAACAAGGGCUAAACUGGGCACCAAAUUUGAUAUCUGAUUCAACACUGUAUGCUGAACAUGUACCAUUUCUGAUGAACCAGAACUUCCCAUAACCUGCGUCUGCAAUGAGAUUGCAGCAGAAUGCCAGUGUGCCCUUCAAUGGUGCUAUAGUGCCUCCACCAUCAGCCAUUAGCCAGAGGCUGCUAGUCAAUAAGGCUUCAAGAGGCCCAGUGAACCUUAAAGCGCCUAUAAGACAGCCCCAAGUGGCUCUAAACUCUCCACCUGUCCAAAUAUCCACCCCUCCUUCAGCAGCUCCAGCUCUUAACAAAAGUUUGUCCCCCAAAAAGUCAGCUACUUACAAGAGUCGCCUAUUAGAAGUCAAUACACAGCACAAAGUGUUUGUGUCAUUUGCAGAGGAGGGACCAGAGCUCUUUGCAGUGCAGCUAGUGACAGAUGCUAAGAAACUUCAAGAUAUGAUGGAUGACAUAAAUAAAAGGCCACAUAGUAGCCUCACUGAGCCUCCCAUGAUAGGAACGGUAUGCUUGGGCAGAAUGUCUGGAGACCGAAUCAUUUGCCGGGCAAUAGUCAUGAACCUAUCAGGUUCACAGUGCAAACUAUUCUUUGUAGACUUUGGUGAUACAGAAAUGGUAUCUUACUAUGACAUAUUUGACAUCCCAGAAGAGUUUGUCAAGCCUAAUGUAUUUGCUAUGAGAUUCUGCUUAUCUGGUGUGAAGAAGUUGCAGAAGGGGCCAUACUUGAAUGAGGCAUUUAAGCAACUUGUGAAUGGGAAAGUGAUGACUCUGCGAGUGGUUGCUCCGGAAGGUCCCCCAUUAAUACAGUAUGGAGAACUGUACUUGGACAACAAGAAUGUGUUAGACUUGCUGCUAGCCAAUGUCAAAGACAAGCUUCAGUUCAGGUGGAUGGAAAUGCUUCCAUUAGGCAGCAGAGCCUCUGUACUGGUGUCAUAUGUAGACAGCUGCAUUAAAUUCUAUGUCCAACUAUCAGACAAGAUUGAUGACUUGACUGCUGUGAUGGAAGCGGUGAAAGUCCAUUGUGAGGGCACCUCAUCCCCUGGAGAGUUACCUGUGGGUACAGCUUGCUGUGCCAGGUUCCCUGAUGAUGGCAAAUGGUACAGGGCCAAGGUUCUUGGGAGUAAUAACAAAAGAAUCCUUGUGGCGUAUGUGGACUAUGGCAAUGAGCAAGAAGUUAAUGUUUCUGAUCUGAGAACCAUUACUGCAGACCUGCUAAAACUGCCAGCACAAGCCAUGAAAUGUGCCUUGAAAGGUUUUGAGAACAAACCAGUGGAAAGCAAGACCUCGAACCAGCUUGAAAUGCUGGCAUUAGAAAAGACGCUGACUGCCAAUGUAGUCGGAGUCCUGUCCAGUGACACCAUGCUGGUAUCUCUAGUGGAUGACACAAACAACCCUCCCCUGGAUGUAGCUAGGAAGAUGAACCAGCUGUCGCAGCCUAGAAGCAAUGUUGAGACUAAACCAACCACGCCAGUGAGUAAAGCGGCCCCAGACCAGUUCAGCUCGCCAGAAAGCGAUCACGGCAAAGGAUUCAAACGAGAAAAGAGCUUCAGAGAAGACCGACCAAGGGAGGAUGACGACUUCGGGCAACGCGGUGGCAGCUUCCGAAACAGAGACAGAGAGCCGUUCGAUCGAUCGGGGCCGGGCCGGAAUAGUGACAAAUUUGGAGGCAGGCCGGAUAAGGGAGAAAGACGAGGUAAGCCAUGGGAGAACAACGCGCCGGCGCCGGCGCCAGCAGCGGCGGCCGGCGACGACUGGGAGGACGCCCCCGCCGCGCCCGCGCCCGCGCCGCGCCCGCACUUCCGCGACAGGGACAACCGGGACAACAGAAGAAAGCCUAGAGACAACGACAAGGGUCCAAAGCCUGGUUGGAAGCACAAGGACAGCUCAGGAGUCGGCAAGAGGCUCAAACAGGCUGCCGAAGCGGCCUCAGCCGACGCGCAGAAGGCGAAGGGGUCUAUACAGGACCGGCUGAAACGUGACAAUAAAUUCAACAAGCAAGACGAAUGGGAGGAGAAGAAAGACGACUGGGGCAGCGGCACACAGAACCGCAACGACCGCUUCGGGCAAAACAGAGGCGAGCGCCGAGACUGGGGCGAGAAGAAAGACUGGAACCAGAAGCGCGACUUCCGAGACAGGGGAGAGAACAGCCGGGGAGAUAGGACGAGGAGUAACUUCACACCCCGUGACCGCGCUGACCGCUCCUUCGGCUCCGACACCGACAAACACUCAGACAGAAGCUUCGGCCGCGCCGGCAACAAACCCCGCAGCAAGUUCACACAAGUGCAGUACAAGGAACUCCCCGAUCCCGUCCCGCUAGAGUCCCGCUUCGAAGAACCCAACAUCGAACCCGAAGCGCAACACGAGGUGUCCGUCACCUGGAUCAUAUCCCCGAAGAGCUUCUACACGCAAAUCAUGUCCCUCCAACCCAAGUUCCUGGACAUGAUGCACAAAAUACCAGAAUUAUACAAGGGCGUCAGAUCCUACUCAGGAAACGUGCCUGUUGGCGCGUCAGUACUCGCCAGGUACCCUGCCGAUGGAGUCUUGUAUCGAGCUACUGUCGUCUCUGUACAACCAUUCUCCAAAUUCAUAGUCCAGUACAUUGAUUUUGGGAAUAAGCAACUAGUUGACGCUAAAGACAUUUGGCAAUUGGAUAGACAGUUACUAGAGCUGCCUAAAAUGGCGAUACAUUGCUCUUUGAUCGGCGUAUCGCCGAUAGACGGCGAAUGGAAGGCCAACCCCGAGAUAGACUUGUGUUUCAACGCGCCGCGGUACCAGUGCGUAUUCCAGGAGUGUGUGGAAGAACAGUAUCAGGUGUCGCUGUGGAACAACGGGGCCAGUGUCACGGAUAUGCUGGUGGAGAAACAGUUGGCUGCAUUGUCGGAGCAGCAAUCUUCUGUUGCACUUAAAGACGAGGCAAUAGACCUGACCAUCAUAGUGGGCCAGCAGAUCCCGUGCCGCGUGACUCACUUCGAGUCUUACGAGAAGUUCUAUGUGCAGCUCGAUCUAGAGAAGGCGGAGCUGGUUGAAAAAGCCAUCGCAAACUUUGACGUCAACUUGUUGACGCCACUAACACAAGACACCCUAACGGACGGCGUCCACUGCACAGUGAAGCACGAAGGUAAAAUCUAUCGUGCCAUCUUGAACGACGCGUCGGACGCGAACAACGUCCUUGCCGUGUUGCCCGACUAUGGCAACACUGUCACCACAUCAUUGGCCAAUUUGAUGAUCCUGCCAACGGAACUGAGCGUAUACUACUACCAGUCCCUGGAGUGCUGCCUGAACAACUACACGGCGGAAUCCAACGUCCUGAUGCCGCUCGAAGAGCUCAAGACGACCCUGACUGGAAACAAGUUCAUCAUAUACGUUGACAGCGUAGAGGGAAUACGUUUGGUAACCACCUUAUACGACAUCAAUACGGGCAAGAAGCUCGCCAUCUUCGAACCUGACGAAGGCGCCUUUGAAGACGUCGUCACGCUCUGCGCGCGCACUGUCUUCAACUACAACUUUGGACUGUGCAGCGUGCAGCAUCUAGAGAAUCUCAAUGAGAUAUAUCUGCAGAAGACUGCUGACAUCGACAAGGUUCAGCAGCUGUUGGACAGGCUUUAUGCCUUCUAUGAUGAAGGCACACCCGAGCCACUCGAGGAGUUCGAACCUGACACGCUGUGCGCGGUCAAGUCGUCCGACGGCAACUGGUACCGCGCCACCGUCGUCAGCGCCACCGACGCCGACGCCACCGUGCAGUUCCCCGACUACGGCAACUCGGAGACCGUCGCCAAAGAUGGCGUCAAGAAGCUGGACAAGUCCUUCUUCGAGCCCUGCGCUCAGGCGCUCGUCGCGAGCCUGGGGCUGCUCGCGCUCACCGACGACGCGGUCGCCAAGCUGUCCGAGUGGACCACGGACAAGGACGUGCAAGUCACGCUCGCGUUCGGCACCGACGGCUGGCUCGCCAGUCUACACCUCGACGGGGUGGACCUGUCCAUGAAACUGGUCAACGAGAAGCUCGCCACCCCGCAGGUGACCGCCGAGGAGGAGCCCGCGCCCGAACCCGCGCCGGUCGUCGAGCCCGUCGAGCCCGUGUCGCUGCCGCCCGGCUGCACGCAGGUCUACAUCAGCCACAUCGACAGCCCCGGACACUUCUGGCUCCAGAUGGCCGACAAGGUCGACAGGAUCGACGAGAUCCAGGCCGAGCUCGCGGCCGACGCCGACAAGUACGCGGACCUCGAGACGCGCGAGAUGGGCACGCUCUGCGUCGCCAAGUACUCCGCCGACGACCUCUGGUACCGCGCCGAGGUGCUCGACCUCGACUCCGACAUCACCACCGUGCGCUUCAUCGACUACGGCAACACCGACGUGCUCGACAACUCGCCCGGCCUCAUCAAGGCCAUGCCGGAGAGCCUGCGCGGCGUGGAGCCGCUGUGCGUGCGCUCCAGCGUCAACGCCGUGCCCACCGGCACCGGCCAGUGGACCGAGGCGGCCGGCGACAGCUUCGAGGCGCUCGUGGGCGACACGGCGCAGCCCGUGGACGCGCUCGUCGUGCUCAAGGACGUCACCACCUACGUGGACCUGUUCGUGGCCGGCCGCAACCUCACCGACCGACUGGUCGCCGCAGGACACGCCGCGCGCGCCGAGCAGCCCACCGAGUGCGGCGACCUGCCCUCGUGCUUCGCCAGCCACGUCAACUCGCCCUCCGAGUUCUGGGUGCAGCUCGAGUCCGCCACCGCCGAGCUGCAGGCCAUGGAGGCCGCCAUGGAGGACGCCGAGAACCUGCCCGAGCUGCCGUCCCGGGAGGAGGGCGUGCUGUGCGCCGCCGAGUACCCCGAGGACGGCGCCUGGUACCGCGCGCAGGUCAUCGUCGACGGCUCCGAGGGCACCGAGGUGCUGUUCAUGGACUACGGCAACGCCUCCAUCGCCACCGAGCUGCGCAGCCUCCCGGACGAGCUCAAGCUGAAGCCGGCGCUGUCGCGCAAGUGCGCGCUGCAGAAGCCGCGCGACAUCAAGGCGUGGUCUCGGAAGUCCGAGGUGAAGUUCAACGAGCUCGCCGCCGAGGGCCGCACCAUCUUCAACGUGCAGUUCAUCGCGUCCGGCGACAUCUCCAUCGUGGAGCUCUACCUCGAGGGCAAGUCCGUCACGGAGGAGCUCGUGAGCCUGUGCGAGCCGCAGCCGUCCGCCGAGCGACCCUCGCCCGUGGGCCAGGACCUGCGCGGCGUCGGCAAGCUGUGCUACGUGCACGACCUCGACGAGUUCUACGUGCACCUCGAGGACAAGAACCCGGACUUCGACAGGGUCACCGAGGCGAUGGGCGACGCGGCCGACUUCGAGUCGGCGGCCGAGCUGAAGGUCGGCUCCGUCUGCGCCGCCUUCUGGGCCGAGGACGAGGAGUGGUACCGCGGCAAGAUUCUAGAAUUCUGCGACGCGAGCUACCACGUCCAGUUCCUGGACUACGGCAACAAGGCCAAGUGCGAGGAGUUCCGGCAGCUGCCCGCGCAGCUGGCGGCCGUGGCGCCGCUCGCGCGCCGCUGUCGCCUCGCCGCGCCCGCCGGGGCCGACGUCGGCGCCGCGAGGAACAAGCUCGACGAGCUCAUGGCCGACGACACGACAUUCCACAUUGAAUUCCUAGACAGCGCUUCGGAGCCGGCGCUCGUCAAACUCAUCCUUAACGGGGAGGAUGUCAGUACUAUCCUUUUUGGCUCGAGACCGAGUGAAGUAGAAAAAGCGGAAGCCGGACCUGAAACUGCCGCUCCUGAAAAUAUUGAAGUUCCGAAAGAGACUGCCUCCGCCGAAACGGAAGCGCAGCCCGAACGAACCGAUGAGGAAGUUAAAAAAUCUACUGAAUCGGAGCCUUUAGAAGCGGCCAUACCUGUUGAAACGCGAGAAGUGGACUCGUCUAAAGCGGGCGAACGGGAAGUUACCGAAUCAGUAUUAGUAGGUGAUAGUAAAAAGAAAUCCGAAGUUCAUACCGAAAAAGAGGCCGAGGAUGAAGAUAAGUUUGAGGAUGCCAACGAGCUGGACUCGUCGCAUCCGGAUCUGGACGAAAGCUUAGAAAGUAAUCACACAGUUAUUGAGAACAAAUCCUUUGAAGCCAACCCCGACAGUUUAAAUGACUCCGGCGACCAUAAAACGAUACUAGAGUCUCCUAAACAGGACACUUCAUCUUCCACCCUGGAGAGCUCCAAUGGAACUAUCAAAACUCCAGAAAAAGACAAUUCGAAGGAUUCUAUAAAUACAGAUGCUGGCUACACGAGCAGUGAUUGCACCAAAGACGGAUCCCCAAUGAAGGAACCCAGUAAGGUACCAAUUAAAUUGGAAUCAGAUAUAGGAGAAACAGUAUCAGAGCUUAAAACUCAAAACUUGGUAUCAGAUUUAGAUGUAGAAAAAUCAAAGGUAGAACUCAAAAAUGAAUCAAAAGAGAACAAUAUUGAACCUAGCGUUAAAUCAAAUGACGUCAGUAAAGUCGAAGAAAUUAAAGCUAUCGACUAACAGAUAUAUUUUUAAAUUA
This is a messenger RNA of Leguminivora glycinivorella, 7319 nucleotides long. RefSeq names its product maternal protein tudor (gene tud). The record is from RefSeq and is a predicted model, not a curated record. NCBI's taxonomy places the organism in Eukaryota, Metazoa, Arthropoda, Insecta, Lepidoptera, Tortricidae.